CAGUGUUUCAAAUCAACCCAACUUGUUCUUCUUCUUCAUAUAAAUCUCUGAGUCUCUGCAAAUUAUUGUUACGUUCCUUCAAGCUAGGUGAGGAAUCCAUGGCAGUAGCAGAGUUGAAGUCCUCUUACAGUACUUCAGCCUCUCGUUUCUCUCCUCUAUCACCACCACGUUCUCCUUGUUUUUCAUCCCCACAACUUCGUCUCUCUCAUGCCUCCUACCCCUCCAUUUCUUGCUCCAUUGCUACCAGUGGAGUGCAGGCGCCGAUUGGGGACAAGAGUGUUAAGAAUAAUAAUAUUGCAGAAGAUUGCUAUGGAGUUUUCUGCUUGACCUAUCCUCUCCAGCCUGAAGAAGAAACAAGAACAUGGAAGAAACUAAUUAACGUUGCAGUCUCUGGUGCUGCUGGAAUGAUCUCAAAUCAUCUCCUUUUCAAGCUUGCAUCUGGGGAGGUUUUCGGUCCUGAUCAACCUAUAGCUCUGAAACUAUUGGGAUCUGAGAGGUCAUUCCAAGCACUUGAAGGAGUUGCAAUGGAAUUGGAGGACUCACUGUUCCCUUUACUAAGAGAGGUGAGCAUUGGGAUUGACCCUUAUGAGGUGUUCCAAGAUGCAGAAUGGGCUCUGUUAAUAGGUGCCAAGCCUCGAGGUCCUGGCAUGGAGCGUGCAGAUUUAUUAGACAUUAAUGGCAAAAUCUUCGCUCAACAGGGAAAAGCCCUAAAUGCUGUGGCAUCUAGAAAUGUCAAAGUUAUGGUUGUGGGAAACCCUUGCAAUACAAAUACAUUAAUAUGCUUGAAGAAUGCUCCAAACAUUCCCGCAAAGAAUUUUCAUGCUCUGACUCGCUUAGAUGAGAACAGGGCUAAAUGUCAGCUAGCUCUCAAAGCAGGUGUGUUCUAUGAUAAAGUGUCAAAUAUGACCAUAUGGGGGAAUCACUCAACUACACAGGUCCCUGACUUCUUAAAUGCCAGAAUUGAUGGUUUGCCUGUUAAAGAUGUGAUCAAGGAUCACAAGUGGUUAGAGGAAGAGUUCACUCAAAAGGUUCAAAAGAGAGGCGGUGCUCUUAUUCAGAAGUGGGGGAGAUCAUCAGCUGCAUCAACUGCUGUAUCAAUAGUUGAUGCCAUUCGGUCUUUAACCACUCCUACUCCUGAGGGUGAUUGGUUUUCCUCAGCUGUAUAUACCAAUGGAAAUCCUUAUGGUAUAGCAGAAGAUAUUGUUUUCAGUAUGCCAUGUCGAUCAACAGGAUAUGGCGAUUAUGAGCUUGUCAAGGAUGUUAUAAUUGACGACUACCUCCGACAACGAAUAGCUAAAACAGAAGCAGAGUUGUUGGCGGAGAAGAGAUGUGUGGCUCACCUGAUAGGGGAGGGAAGUUCUGUGUGUGAGCUACCUGGUGACACAACACUACCUGGAGAAAAGUAGCAAGUAACAAUGAGCACCUCAAGGUUAAAGCAUAUAUUUACACUGAUUUCUAGGUACCUACUCUAAUAAACUAGGUAUAACAUGCAUUCAAGGCCAAUCAUAAAUAGUAGUUAUACAAGCAUUUCAUAUACGUUUUUUAAGUGGGAUUUACUGAUGAUUGGAUUUGUUUACCGUCUUAAUUUUUUUUCUGGGAAGUACAUUCAAAAUUUCUCAAAUAUUGAGAGUACGGUCACCAAUUGUAGAAGGAUAAUUACUGCAUAAUAAAUCGAGCAUAAUUUUUGUGCGAAUCA
Molecule: messenger RNA, 1696 nt
Organism: Prosopis cineraria
Lineage: Eukaryota; Viridiplantae; Streptophyta; Magnoliopsida; Fabales; Fabaceae
Product: malate dehydrogenase [NADP], chloroplastic-like
Exons: 14
Coding region: 99-1406 (435 amino acids)
Biological process (GO): malate metabolic process; tricarboxylic acid cycle; oxaloacetate metabolic process
Molecular function (GO): L-malate dehydrogenase (NAD+) activity; L-malate dehydrogenase (NADP+) activity
Source: RefSeq, a predicted model, not a curated record